Acanthosepion pharaonis is the source of this 927-nucleotide messenger RNA. The record is from the annotation of a GenBank genome assembly. Lineage: Eukaryota; Metazoa; Mollusca; Cephalopoda; Sepiida; Sepiidae.
AUGUUCUCCAUCGGCCGACCAGAGAAAGGGCGAUGGACUCGGGUGAAAGCCGAUUUCUUCUCUCAUUCCUUCUUUGAUUUCUUUCUUUCUUUCUUGUGUUCUUCAUUGUUUGUCUCUUUAUUUCUUUUUGAUUUGAUUUUUUUUUUAUUUCAUUCACACUUACUUUCUUUAAUUUCUCUCUGUUUUAACUUUAUUCUUUUUAUCUUUGUCUUUAUACUUCAUUCUUUUCUUUCUUUCUUUCUUCGCUUUCUUUAUUCUUUUCUUCUAUUCUUUUUUCGCUUAAAACCUUUGCCUUUCCUUCCUUUCUUUUUUCUUUCUUUAUUUUCUUUUUCUAUUCUUUCUUUCUUUCUUGCAUUAAUUCCUUCUUUGCUUGAUUCUUUCUUUCUUUCACUUCUUUCCCCCCCCUUUCUGAUUGAGAUAAUUUCUCGUAUUCGUUUUUCUUUUCUUUAUAAAAUGAAAACAUUUCUUUCUUUCUUUCUUUCUUUCUUUCUUUCUUUCUUUCUUUCUAUUCCAUUUCUACCUUAUAAAUUGAAAGCAUUUUUCAUUCAUUCAUUAAUUCGUUCUUUCUUUCUUUUUUUUAAAUUGGACUUUUUUUCGUUGUUCUUUGUUCUUAUUCUUUUAAACAGAGCUCAUUCUCGCUUUCUCUCUCUCUCUCUUUCUCUCUCUCUCUUUCUCGCUUUCUCUCUCUCUCUCUCUUUAUCUCUCUCUCUUUCUCGCUUUCUCUCUUUCUCGCUUUCUCUCUCUCUUUUUCUCUCUUUUUCUCUCUCUCUCUCUCGUUUUCACAUCCAUACCUCAUGUCUUUCUUUCAUUGCCCGCCGCCCACUGUGCAGAUCCGAUUCAGUUCAGUUUCUUCUUCUUUAUUUUUUUUUAUUUUUCAGACCGAAUCGGCAGAUGUCCUGUCCAAAAGACAAGAACCUGCUUCUUUGA